AUGAGUAAUGCUGCAGAAAAAAUAAGUGAUUUAUUCAAUGUUUCCCUAAAUGAACUUGAAACGAAUAUUGUUGCAAGUGCUGUCAAAUUCAAUUCAUAACCUUAGCGUUUGCUUGAUGAAUUAUAAUAAUCAGUUAUGGAUUUUAAGUCUAAAUUUUAUGAUUCUCUACAUAACUUAUUAUAAUUUAUAGCUUAAUUUAAUAAUGGCAAGGAUAUAUUAAAGAUAGCUCAAUAAGUUGAAACAAACAUAACAAAAUUCAAAUAAUAAUAACUUCUUGUGUAGAUGAAAGUCGUGCUUAAUAGCAAACUAAAAGCCUUAUUAGAAACAUUUUGCGGAGAAAAUCAACAAAAAUUUGAAGUCUAAAAUUAAAUCAAACAUCUUAAAGAAUCAUUGUUAAAGAUUGAAACAACUCUAAUGGAAUAGUAAUAGCUGACAUCUACGCCCUAAUAAAAUUUUAUAACACCAUAUCCAAAGAAAAAUUUCAUCACUGCUUCCUCUUAAGAUAUCUUAACACCUAAUUUAAGCGAUGAAGCUGAAAUGAGAGGAAAAGGUUUCUUCAUCACUCCAGAAAACAGACAAUAACAGCCAAGACAAUUUGAUCACUCCUAAUAAUAAUAUUCUUCAAAUGAAAGUAACUCUGUUUAACAAAAUAAAACAUUAAAUUCUUUCGACAAAGAAAAAUCUGAAGAUAAAACUGAUUUACAAAGUCCAUUUUUUGGAUUACAAUAAGAUCAUCCCAAAUAACCAAAACUGUUUCAAAAUGAAAUAAUGAAUGAUUAUUUGCAAAGAGUUCCUCUCGAAGAAGGUCCUUAGGAAUCACAAUUAUUGGAUGAAUCUAAUCAAUAUUUUCACUAAGAUUAAAUAAUUAAAACAACAUAAUAAUAACAUUAGUAAUAACCAUUGUAAUAAUAAUAAUCGAAUAAGAUUCAAUAAAAGCAGCAAGCAUAACCUUAAAUAUAAACUCAAUGGCAAAAUUUAUAACUAUAAUAAACAUUCUAACAUAUAGAUUCGCUAUAAACUACUAGAACUGAACAAUUUGAAACUCAACCUAGAGUAUCAACCCCUAAAGAAAAUUAGAUAUAAACUCGAAAUUAAUCAGUUGAACCUAAUAUCAGAGAGAUUUCUUAAUCACCUAAUGGAAAAAGAUUAAUAUAAACUUCGAAAUCAAAGGAACCAUUUUCAAGAUGUAGGUCAUCAUUGGAAACAACCAAUCUACUUUAAAAGUUAAACUCAGCUGAGGCAUCAAAGCCAACGAAUAAACUUAAUAAAUCAAAAUCAAAUAAAGAAAAUUAGGCUUAGCCUAUGGUUAAGUGUUCAAAACCUAGUAAACCUCAAAUUACUGUUUAAAAGCAAAAAAAUUAAGUAGUUACUAGGCCUCAGUCAUCUAUAAAUAUAGUUAAAAAAUAAAAGUCAAAUUGA
Molecule: messenger RNA, 1419 nt
Organism: Paramecium tetraurelia
Lineage: Eukaryota; Ciliophora; Oligohymenophorea; Peniculida; Parameciidae
Exons: 3
Source: RefSeq, a predicted model, not a curated record